This is a messenger RNA of Sinocyclocheilus grahami, 2247 nucleotides long. Its product is annotated as ras and Rab interactor 2-like. NCBI's taxonomy places the organism in Eukaryota, Metazoa, Chordata, Actinopteri, Cypriniformes, Cyprinidae. The record is from RefSeq and is a predicted model, not a curated record. The transcript has 14 exons. The coding region runs from base 1 to 2247 and encodes 748 amino acids. Gene Ontology annotation, molecular function: small GTPase binding; guanyl-nucleotide exchange factor activity. Gene Ontology annotation, biological process: vesicle-mediated transport. Gene Ontology annotation, cellular component: cytosol; endocytic vesicle.
AUGAUGAAAGAAUCAAAAGAUGAAUUCACAACCAGUGAGAACAGAGAAAAUGCUGCUAGCACGGUACCCAACGGGGUCUCCAAAGAUAAGACAAAACUCCUGAGUCUGCUGAAAGGUUUACGGUUGUGUCAGGAUGCGUGGGCUCCCAAAAGUCCCUGGGACAGUCAUGGAGCACAUGCCGCUCUGUGGGGCAGACCUGCUGGGAGUUUCCUGGUGGUCCAAGACUCUUCGUCUCAAGACCAGCUUCUGUGUGUGUCUGUGGGGGACAGAGGGGAGCCGGUCAAAGAAUUCCCUAUCUUAAGCAGUGGAACAGCUCUUCGCUUGACGGCAUCACACCUGGCUUUCCCUGAUCUCUUUCAACUGCUGCACUUCUACACCGUGAGCAGGGAUGUUUUGCCUGUCUGUUUAUUGGUUCCCUCAUGGGUUUACACCCUUAACAGUCUAUCAGAUCAUCUUGUUCCUCUGCUUGGUCCAAAGACCUGGCUGUGCCCCUCUUCAGAUCCGCUGAUUGGCAGUAUGACUCCAGAAACACAAGAUAUAGCAGAAACGCCAGAAGGGGAGCCGGUCAAAGAAUUCCCUAUCUUAAGCAGUGGAACAGCUCUUCGCUUGACGGCAUCACACCUGGCUUUCCCUGAUCUCUUUCAACUGCUGCACUUCUACACCGUGAGCAGGGAUGUUUUGCCUGUCUGUUUAUUGGUUCCCUCAUGGGUUUACACCCUUAACAGUCUAUCAGAUCAUCUUGUUCCUCUGCUUGGUCCAAAGACCUGGCUGUGCCCCUCUUCAGAUCCGCUGAUUGGCAGUAUGACUCCAGAAACACAAGAUAUAGCAGAAACGCCAGAAACAAUCAUGUGCACUAUACAGGUUACAGCUGCCAGUGGUGCCAUGUGCUUCAUCAAUCCCUUGUACCUUCAAGAGCAUGGUGAUGAUUGGCUUACUCAUUCUUCAGCCAGCACAGUCAAUCUUCCAAUGAACUUGAGGCGAGACAAGCGGUUAAGUACCACGAGAGCAUGGGCAGGAAGAGGACUCAAACAGAGGUCAUCUACACUAUCUGAUGACAGCUCUAGCAGCUUUGACCAUGACAGAGGAUCAUUUGAGAAGAAUCCAGACUCUUCAGCUACCCCAGGUGGAGUUGUGCUUCGAAGGGCGAGUGGCGCCAGCAAGGAAGACCCCCUAAAAAGAGCAAGUGUUGACUCCAUUCAAAGCCCUCUCCCUCAGUCACCACACCGUGUGUCGUGGAUAGAAGACAAGAUAUGGCUGAACUCAUCACUUCCUUCCUCUCUGCUUCAACCGCCCGGCUUAGAGCUGGACUCGCUGUCAAUCAGCAGUAUAGAGGAGGAGUCUGAACCAGCUUUAAGCCCAUCCCUGCCUUCGCCCCGCUUCCAGCUGGCAGAUAAGAUGAAGAACCGCCUCUCUGCCGUGGGUCAGGCUCUAGGUGGACUUGUGUCGCCACAGCGGAGACUGAGUAAACGUGUUCAGGAGAUGGCGGAACGGAAGGGUGGGGCUUUUGCAGAGACUGUCAGGGGAUUUGUUGUGCUAACUCUUGCAAGCGGCGUCAGUCCUGGAGUGACCUGCACAGAGAUGCUGCAGGAAGUGCGUUCGUCUCUCACUGCUCUGAGGAGAACUCUGUUUGAUUGUCCAGAGAUCCAAAGCAUCACAGACAGCGUUGGAGACACUCCGGAUUUUGAGCUGGAUGCUAUGCUGGAGCUUGCCUUACAUAAAGUAGCUCUGAAGCCAGUUUACUCUCACCUUUACGUAUAUCUAAAGACAGCACGCAGGGAUGAUGGCACUCUGCAGCGUUUAGAGGCCAACAAGAGCACCCUGGAGAACCGUAGCCUGGAGGAGCUGGAGGGCGCAGCAGGGGCCGGGGUACCUGAUUCCAGCAUGAUGGAAAAGAUCCAGCAACGCUGGACCACAAUGCAUGAGGCCUAUUCGCCCAGUAAAAAAGUUGACACCCUACUCAAAGUCUGCAAGAAUAUCUACCAUAGUAUGAAUACUAAUGCCAAGCCUGGUACGGUCUUCGGGGCAGAUGACUUCCUGCCAUGCCUGACAUGGGUGUUGCUGCGUAGUGAUGUAGCUACACUUCAGGUUGACACUGACUAUAUGAUGGAGCUGCUAGACCCCAUGCAACUACAAGGAGAGGGUGGGUACUACCUUACGUCUCUCUACGCUGCCCUUUUUUACAUCAGCAGCUUCCGGCCUCGUCUAGCGAAAUUCCUCUUCCAAUCUACUUAUGUAGGCCUCCUAUGA